Messenger RNA from Entrophospora candida, 3113 nucleotides. The record is from the annotation of a GenBank genome assembly. Lineage: Eukaryota; Fungi; Glomeromycota; Glomeromycetes; Entrophosporales; Entrophosporaceae.
AUGGAAAAUCAAAGAGUAAUCUCAACUGAUAAAGGAUCAACAACAAAAGCUACUAAAAGAAACAUAGAAUCAGCAGAACAACUGACUCCCACAUCACCGGAAAUGUCAAUGGUAAAAACAAAAAAAUCAGCAAUAGAGGAAGCUGCAGCAAGAUUAAGUAAUGUUAUGAUGAAUAAUAAUGGUAUUUUUAAUUCUAAUCUUGCUUCAAAUUAUCUUUUCAUCAAUUCAACUCACAAAGAUUAUCAUAUGAGAGAAUAUGGGUGUAAUUUUGACUUUGUACAUGAAUAUUCAUGUCCACCAUCAUUACCAUCUUUCUCCCAAAAUUCAGUAGGAACAAUGAUACAAUCAAUCAAGGAACUAGAACUUUAUGACUCAUUUAAAUAUGCAUUUCUAGACAAUUCAAAGAAAUUUUUUCGUGAGAAAAGUCUAUCAUAUCGACCAUUAAUUGAAAAUCGUAAUAUAGGCACUUAUUUGAAGUUGAUCAAGCAACAAAUUGAGUUUGAGAUUGAUAAAGUGACUUAUUUUUUUGGUGAAGAUUUGUAUAUCAGAGAAUCUUCAGCUAAGAUCAUGAUUAAUGAAUAUUACCUUAGGCAUAUGGAUAUUAUAAUUGAAAAAGCGAAUUUGGUUUUAUUAUAUGAUAUUUGUAAGACUAUCGAUUCAAUUGACUUUUUGGAUAUUUUCUUUAAAAAAUACAUCAAUAAUAUUUAUAAUUCACGCAUUAUCUUUUCACCACAAAAAUCACUAAUAAUCAACAAAGAAAAUUUGGAAACAUUAAGUCAAUUAAAUAAAAAAUUUAAAAACAUUCAAUCAAAUGAAAAACAUUCAAAUAUUGUAAAUAUGUGGAAUAAAAAUUUUAUGUCAUUUGUCAAUGAAAAAAAAGAUAAUAUCACUAAUUUUUGUGUCGAUUAUAUUGAUCAUUUAAUAAUAACACCUUCAGACAACACAAAAUCAGAGAAAACAGAUGAAAUAUUAGAAAUUACUUCAUUAAUCGUAUUAUUAGAUGGGGAUGAUUUAUAUUUAGAUAAUUUAAAUGCAAUGAUUAAAGACAUCCAUGAAUCAAUUGAAAUAAAAAAAGAUUUUGAUAUUUUUAAUCAUCUAAAAGUAACAAUAUUAACAGGGUCUUAUUGGCCAAACUUUAUCACUGGAUCGUCAUCUGGAGUUGCUGAUCUAAAAAUACCAUAUGAAUUGUUCUUGAUGAGAAAAUCAUUUCAAGAUUAUUAUUAUUGCAAGGGAAAAGAUAGAAAUCUUAAAUGUAUCAAUAUGCACAUGUUUAUAAUAUUGGAAAUGUUCAACUAUACAAGAUCAUAUCAAAUAUCAUACACUAUUCGUGAAAUUAUGAAAAAUACUGAAUUAGAUUUUGAAGUAUUAAAAAGUGCUUUAAGUUCACUGAUAUUUGGCGAAGUUAAAUUGUUAAAUAAAUUUGUGAAUUCAAAGAGAUUGAAUUUAUCCGAUGCUAUUUUUAUUAAUGAAAACUUAAACUACAUCGAAUCAACCGUUGACAAUCCAAUAAUAAUCGCUGAACGAAAAUCACAAAAACAGGUAUCAACAUCAGAGGAUGUUCAAACCUCUUCUUAUAAUAUAUCCAACGAAAUAAGAAUAGAUUCAAGGAUAAUGAAAUUAAUGAAAUUGCAUAAACGUUACCAACAUAAUAGUUUGAUUAGUUUUAUACAAAAAGAUUUUAAAAAUAAUUUUCAUCAACAAAUUCAGGGAAAACUUAUCGACGUUCAGAUUAAAUCCUUAAUAAAACGACAAUUUUUAAGAGUUGAGGGCAAAAAUGUUAUUUAUGAAUUGUCUUCCAUAGAACGUAUUUGCUUUCAAAUUGAACAAGCUCAUUGGUUCUACGAAGAUUUUGUUCGUGAACAAAAUCCAAGUUUACCCAGCUUCACAUUAAAACAUGAAAAGGCGUUUGGAGAUUUCAUGAAGUACAAGAUUAGAGUUCCAGUUUGUGGCGCAAUAAUGUUAAAUUCUACAAUGGAUAAAGUAUUAUUGGUAAAAGGUUGGUCUUCACGAUCAGGUUGGGGUUUUCCAAAAGGUAAAAUAAAUAAAGACGAACUUGAUUCAAUCUGUGCUGCCAGAGAGACUGGAUAUGAUAUCACACCACUUAUCAAAGAAAAAGAUUUUGUGGAAAUAACAAUUCGUGGCCAAAGAAUUAGAUUGUAUAUAGUGGUUGGUGUACUAGAAGCUACCGAAUUUUGUCCACAAACGCGCAAAGAAAUCAGCGUAGAAUGGCAUAAUCUUUUAGAUCUUCCCACUUGGUCAAAAAACCGUAAUAAAGAAUCACCCUUUAAUUGUGGUGGUGGUUGUGUAAAAUAUGGUAGCAGUAGAUAUUACAUGGUUGUUCCGUUUGUUACUAGAAAAGGUAAAGCUAAGGCUGAUUUAUAUUAUACAAAAAAAUCAAAAUCAAAACCUGCUACCAGUACCAGGAACACUACUAUUAGUAGUAGCAGCAACACUAGCGAAAAGCCCAAAUAUGAAUUGAUUAAUGUAAACACAAAAUUGAAUUUAAGGUUUCUGCCAAUUUCUGUUCAACCUAAUCGUAGAAUACUUAUUGCUAAACUGGAUCCUGAUCAAUCAUCAUUUAAUCAAAACGCUCCAGUUGGUCCAUAUGAACCUGCUAUUUUCGAUUAUAAUAAAAGGAUCAAUGUCACGAAUCAAAAUAAUAACACCACUACCAGAACCACAAUAUCUAUUGAUGAUAAAGUACUCGUGCCAUCCCUAAUUGAUAAUGAUUUGGAAACUCAACGAAAAAAUUCAUUGCUCAGCAUACUUCAACCAACAAAAUCAUUAGCAUCCUCAUCAUCUAAUGCUGCAGCAGUAAUUAAUAAACAAUUGGAAAAUCAUAAUAAAAAUAUAGAAUAUAUUCAUCAAAUAAAUUCUUCUUCAAACAGCAAUCCAUUAUAUAAUAAAAUAUUACAAUCACCUUCUCUUUAUAAUAACAGCAAUAACAUCAACAGCUAUUACAACAAUAAUAAUAUUUAUUAUAAUAAUAAUAACCAUGCAUUAUUAUUAACAAUUCCACAUCCAAUUCAAGAUACUUCUGCUAAUAAUGCACUUUAUGAAGAAAUAAAGGCACAAGAAAGACAAUUACUUGAUUGGAUAACAACUCAAAUAUA